AUGCUAAAAUAUCGACUCAGAAACCGGACAAUAAAUUGCGACAGUCUAACAGCUUUCCAAGCUUCCAGGAACCCAGAACAAUUCCGUAAAUACAUCGAUUUCCGUGCACAUGCUGGACCUCUGUUUUCUGCGCUGACAUUGACUACAGGGUGGACCGAGUCAAAUGUCACUGCACUCUGUACUACGGGCUGUGCAAAUUCAUUGUCUGCAUGGCUGGCAGCGGUAGAGAGACAGUGUGAUGGCGAAACGUUGCUAUCUACAGGGGGCUACCUUUUGCCAAAAUCAAUUCCCACCGACUAUCUGCAAGGCCAUGAACUGGUCUGUCAGCAGGAUACUUCAUCGAACUGGUGCUACGUUGAGUCUCUAACGUGGCAAGGCAGUGACUAUAUCCGCUACUCUGAUAUGGCAUGUCAUAAUGAAAACGAGGAUGAGAUGCCGCCCGAAUGUAACGACCCGUGGUUUUCAACAUCGUUCAUCACACCGGAGAUGAAGGACAUCACGCGCCUCUAUGACAAGGACUUGCUAUGUAGCGAGUGUUUCAUUCAAAUCUGGAGGCAGCGACUCAUGUCGUCUAGACUCCCCAAAGACGAGUUUACAGAUUACCUCCUGGAGCAGUACGAAUCAAUCCAAGAAUUCUGCUCUGUAUCACUGCCCGUUUCAACCUACAGCUCGACUCUUUUCAUUCGGCCUACCAUCCCGACUUCUACCGUGCCGGCCACUACUGUUCCCAGUACUCCAGCCACAACCGAUACCUGCGAUGGCCAGUUUGUGGAAGCAGAUGACGAUAAACGACUUCCAUGCCUCCGAAUGUCUGAUACUUACAAUGUCAGCACAGGAACACUUGAGUAUAUCACCGGCUCAUAUAGCUGUUAUUUCGAGGGCGUAAUAUGUCUCCCAAAACCCUGUGAGCUGGAUAUUGUCUAUGGGAGUAAUACAUGCGAGGCGCUCGCAGCCAAGUACUCGACCGAUGACUCACCCGUGUCUCUGACUCAGUUUCUGGCAUGGAAUCCGUAUCUUCAAGGUACCUGUGACCGCGUAAAUCAUGUUCAGAGAAUAUGCAAAGGGCCUCCAGGUGGUCGCUUUAAGCCUUCUGGUGUAAUAGCCGUACCGACUGGACCAGGCGAAUAUUUUACAACAGCUCACCCCGCGGAGCCGACACAGCCUGGCACCACCGAGAGUUGUGGCCGGUACUACAAGGUAGCAUCUGGGGAUACGUGCAACUCCAUCGCCCUUCGAUUUGGCAUUACCGUUCCCGAUUUCCAGGAUCUAAAUACACAGAUCUGGGAUAACUGUACCAACCUCUGGCUCGACUAUGAUGUCUGCGUGGCUCCUGUAUCCGCAACUACUGUGUCCGAGAAUGGCACAUGCGGGCCAUCUUACGCUAACACUAUCUGUGAAGGGUCCUCAUUUGGAGACUGCUGCUCCACGAGUGGAUACUGCGGAACCGGGGUUGAAUACUGCAGGCCUGGAAACUGUGUAUCCGGCGCAUGCGAACCUAAUAACGGGGCCACGACCAAUGGGACCUGUGGCCCAGACUGGGGCUAUACAACGUGCAGUAAUCCAAGCUUCGGCCGUUGCUGCUCCGUCUACGGAUACUGCGGCAACGGCAAGGAAUUUUGUGGGCCGGGACUAUGCUACUCCGGCGAGUGUGACCCAGACAUGGGAGGCCCGAGCAUUAAUGGAGAGUGUGGCCCCAGCUUUGCGGGGAGCAAGUCUUGUACUGGAACCCAGUUUGGAGACUGCUGCUCGGUGAAUGGGUAUUGUGGGAGCUCUGACGACUAUUGUGGUGCUGGGAGCUGUUACUCUGGUGCCUGCAAGUCUUAAAUGUAAGAGGGGGUGUAGUUACAUAUAUAUUGCCAUACACGAGAU
Messenger RNA from Aspergillus steynii IBT 23096, 1869 nucleotides. RefSeq lists its product as uncharacterized. The coding region runs from base 1 to 1824 and encodes 607 amino acids. The record is from RefSeq and is a predicted model, not a curated record. NCBI's taxonomy places the organism in Eukaryota, Fungi, Ascomycota, Eurotiomycetes, Eurotiales, Aspergillaceae. Gene Ontology annotation, molecular function: chitin binding. The transcript is spliced from 12 exons.